UCCGAACUUGCAUUUUCGAUUCAUGCUAAUAAUUAUGGAUUCCAAUCAAAAAGACAUUUGGAGAAAGUAUGGAGAAAGACCCGGACUUUUUCAUCUAUCUUUAAAUAUCUCACAGAACCCACCAGCCCAGCUUCUGACACACAGAAUAAAAGUUAUGGAAAAGCUAAUUCGGGAAUUUCCCGAGGGAUUUUCACGUCAAGCCUCCCGAAAUUUACUUGGAGCGUGCUAUUUCUAUAACAAUCAAUACUUGAAAGCUGUUGAAACAUUUCAAGAGGUUCAUGAAAUCGAUCCAAAUUCAAUAACUGCCUCAGCAAAUCUUGCUUUUGUUUAUCAGAGAUUAAAGCUAAGUUCUAAUUUCGAAAAGUAUUCAUUUGAACUUGCAUCAGACGAUGCCGAAAGUCAAGGGAUUUCGCUAGCUGAUCAAGCUUUUGCAUUUAUCUUUGAUUGUCAUGUAGAGAAAGACGUAAUGGAAAGGAAUAAAGUACCAAAAGAACUCCUUGUUCAGAGUCUCGUUAAGCUUCAAAAAAGUGGCCGACAAGACGUUGUCAUAGAGAUAAACUAUUGGUUGGGAAAGACAUACUACAGUCUUCUUACCCAGUGUGCAAGACGAAAAGGAACGGAAGCAAUGGAAAAAGAAUACUACAUGAAGGGUAUCGAAGCAUUGGCAAAAGUUACGGGAUUAAGAAUACAGGGAGAGCUUACCAAGGAAUUUGUAUCCACAGCAUGGGCGUUUCUUGGUCUUUUCCUGUCUAGAAGAGGAAAAAUUAGGGACGAGACUGGAAAAUGGAAAAUAAAAACCAUUGAGCAAAUGGAUGAUGACAUCAAAGACAAUUUAAAAAAUCUGGAUUUGUUUGAGUUUUUAGAAAUUCCUGAAGAUUGUUUUAAGAAAGGUCUUAAGUGCGUGUUGAACGCAAACGAAGAAUUAUGCAAAAAAUUAAAACCAUCUACUGAACUUCUUAUUCGAUACGCAAUGUUCCUAAAAUUUAAGGAAAGAUAUGAAGAAGCUUUGGAGAAAAUUGACGAGUCUUUGGAAAAUGAUGAUAGCGAAGGAAAUUGGUUUGCUUGGACAGUAAGAGCAGAUAUCUUAUUCAAAUUGGGUAGAAUAGAUGAAGCAAUUAAGGAUAGGGAAAUAGCAUGCUCUUGGAACGCAACUUCACAUCACCUUUGUGAAUUGGCUAAAACGUAUCACGAGAAAUACAAGUCAUGCAAGGAAACGAAUGAAAAAAUGGCAGAUAAAUUUCUUUUGAAAGCCUCUGGAUGUUUUUUACGAGCAGUUCAAAGCCUUAGACAGGAGAAAAGGCCAGAAAUACAUCGCGCUUACGGCAGAUUCUUACGCGAAAUUGGAGAAGUUAGAGAGGCUAUAGAAUGUUUUAAAAGAGCAAUGGAGGUUGAUACCGCUAACAGAGCAACGGAGAGCUUCACUCAAUUAUUUGAAACACUUCUCCAGCUUUAUAAAGGAUAUGUUCUUUUGGGUCAAAAAGAUGAAAGUGAAAUCUAUAAAUUACUGCACGAAAUGGCGUACUUCUACGGUGUGGCCUUAAUAAAGCAUGGACAAUUGAUAAAUGAAACAAAAUGGUUUCUUAAGGAUUAUGAAGUAGAAAUGUCAGAUUUGACAGGGUACUUUCAAUAUUACAGGAACGACCCUUCGAUGCAAUUCAAUGGAAAAAAUAUAUCGGAAUUGAUAACUUCAACAGUUGAGCCUGAAAAAAUUGAAAAAUGGAAUGAGAUGGUACAGAAGAAUUUUACACGGUUUGAGACCCGAGAGAAGUCAAAGACGUCUAAGGAAAAUGUAGAGGGCGUUCCUCUCUGUUUCAAAUGUAAAUCGCAGGUUGGAUUUAGGAGACAACUCUCGGCUUUUCCGGUGCCACCCGAAAACCCCAGAAAUAUAAGAUACCCGUACGAUUUCUACGUCAUCUUUUCCCCACUUGAUAGAGAUUGGGUUUGUCAUGUGUUAUUGCAAACUCUGGAAAUAUCAUAUGGAUAUAAAGGUGCCGUAGCGGAAAGGGAUGCGCUUCCAGGUUGCAAGGAUUUAUUUGAACGCAUAUCCUUCAUUCAGAACUGUCCUAAGAUACUUGUAGUUUUGCGCAAAGAAUUUGAAGACUAUCCUGAAUGUAAUUAUGAGUUGACCCAUGCUCUCCAUAGAAUGAACGACGGAAAAUCGGAAAAUUUAGUCAUCCCGAUCUGUCGUACCAUCAAUGGUUUGCACCUAAGUCUUAAGACUAUAACCUACCUUGAUGCUGUAGAUGAUUGUGAUUGGAAUAAACUGAUCAAGGCAAUGGAGAUGAAAUAAGCCACAUGAAAAAUAGAAUAGUGUUAAUUUUUUCAACAUUGAUCUACAAUGCAAGUUUCGCAUCAACCUAGAAUGUAACAACCCCCUCCCCCCAAGUACAUGUACCAAGAAAAUCGAAACAAUUUCAGAGACU
This is a messenger RNA of Saccostrea cuccullata (small rock oyster), 2423 nucleotides long. Its product is annotated as tetratricopeptide repeat protein 22-like. Gene Ontology annotation, biological process: signal transduction. Gene Ontology annotation, molecular function: protein binding. Bases 23 to 2290 code for a protein of 755 amino acids. Lineage: Eukaryota; Metazoa; Mollusca; Bivalvia; Ostreida; Ostreidae. The transcript is spliced from 2 exons. The record is from RefSeq and is a predicted model, not a curated record.